AAUCUUUUGAACGAGGCUGUCCUGACGACGCUCUUCUCUCUCUCUCUCUCCUCGGUCUGAAUCUGAAUCUGAACUUUGCGUGCCAAAUAUCUGUCUCCCUUCCUCUUCCGGACAAUGGGGAGGAGAGAAAGGCACGACCCAGAAGAGCAAAAUCAAUAGAGGAACGAUCUUUGAAGGAGACUCUCUCUCUCUCUCCUCGGUCUGAAUCUGAAUCUGAGCUUUGCGUGCCAAAUAUCUGUCUCCCUCCCUCUUCCGGACAUUGGGGAGGAGAGAGAGGCACGACCCAGAAGAAUAAAAUCAAUAAAGGAACGAUCUUUGAAGGGGAGAGAGAGGGAGGAGGAGAUGGGGGUCGAGGUUGGUGAGGAGGAAGAUGGGGGCCUCAUUUUGAAGGGUAAGAGAAACAGGUACGAGAGAAUGGACUCCGGUUUCGCGGCAGAGGAGGAAGACGACGCCGACGUCGGGUCCCGUCGCCAAGGAGAGAUCAAGAAUUCCAAUACCCAGAAAUUCGUAAUCGCCUGUGCACUCUUCGCCUCUCUCAAUUCUGUGCUUCUGGGUUAUGAUGUGGGUGUGAUGAGUGGUGCAAUUCUAUUCAUGAAGGAAGAUCUGAAUCUAACAGAAGUGCAGCUAGAAGUCCUUGUCGGGAUUCUAAGCAUUAUUUCUCUCCUGGGUAGUUUAGCUGGCGGGAAAACAUCGGAUGCCAUUGGCAGAAAAUGGACCAUCGCCUUAGCCGCCGUCAUCUUCCAAUCGGGCGCCGCGAUAAUGUCGCUCGCUUCCUCUUUCACUGUUUUAAUGAUAGGAAGACUGUUGGCCGGAAUUGGGAUCGGCUUCGGGGUCAUGAUUGCUCCCGUUUAUAUUGCGGAGAUAUCGCCCACCAUCACCAGGGGACGCUUGACCUCUUUCCCUGAGAUAUGCGUUAAUCUUGGGAUUCUUCUGGGUUACAUAUCGAACUACGCCUUUUCAGGGUUGCCUGUGCAUAUAAGCUGGAGGGUCAUGCUUGGAGUCGGAAUCCUUCCCUCAGUAUUCAUUGGUUUUGCCCUCUUUGUGAUCCCUGAGUCUCCAAGGUGGUUGGUGAUGCGGAACAGGAUCGAUGAAGCGAGGCUCGUGCUAGCUAAAACGAAUGAGAGUGAAAGGGAAGUGGAAAUGAGGUUAUCGGAAAUCCAACAAGCUGCCAGGUUUGCUAAUGUUGAGACGUAUGAUUCCAAAGCCAUUUGGCGCGAAUUGUUAAACCCUACACCUGGAGUUAGACGGAUGCUCAUCACUGGGUGUGGCAUACAAUGCUUCCAACAGAUCACGGGAAUUGAUGCAACUGUCUAUUACAGCCCCACGAUUUUCAAAGAAGCCGGGAUAAAGGAAAAGACUCAGCUUUUGGCUGCCACUGUUGCUGUUGGCUUCACGAAAACAAUGUUAAUCUUGAUAGCUAUAUUCCUUAUUGAUAAAGUGGGGAGGAAGCCUUUGCUAUAUGUGAGCACGAUUGGAAUGACCGUGUGCCUGCUCGGAUUGAGUGUCACUCUAGCUUUCAUGGGUAAUGGAAAAGUCGGAAUUUUGUUAGCAAUCUUAUGGGUUUGUGGCAACGUGGCUUUCUUUUCAGUUGGAAUUGGGCCUGUUUGUUGGGUUGUGUCCUCUGAAAUUUUCCCCCUAAGACUUCGAGCUCAAGCAUCGGCUCUUGGAGCAGUGGGAAGUAGGGUCAGUAGUGGCGUUGUUACUAUGUCUUUCCUCUCAGUUACUCGGAUGAUUACGGUUGGAGGUACCUUUUUUCUCUUUGCAAUUAUUUCUGCACUGUCUGUCAUUUUUGUGCAUAAAUGUGUCCCGGAAACGAAAGGAAAAUCUUUGGAGCAAAUUGAGAUGCUCUUUCAGGAUGAAAAGGAAUGGCAAGGAGGAGAGGUGGAACUAGGAGAUGCUGAGCGUUUGGUUCCGAAAUAAUGAUUUGUUUUACAGUCGAUUGGCUGUCUAAUAAUAUACAUAGGUCAUGGCAAAGGCAAUGCGCAUUUUAGCUUGUCCAGGACUUCAGAAAUUUAUGGGAGCUCAUUUCUGUCGCCGACCUGCCUCCAAUUAUAGCCUAUUCUCUGGGGAAUCUCUUUGCGUCGAGGAGAAAAAUAUUCUGAAGUGAGUGAACGGGACAAGAAGGUUCCAUCAUUGCAGUUAUCGACUUAGGCAGGUCAUAGCUAGUUUGUACACCGUCUUAUUCUUAUUUUUGUGCGUCAUCGAGAUAUUUGAAGAUAUAGUUCAUUCAUGAGGACCGAUUCCAAAGAACAUCUUACAGGUAAUUUUUUUUUACCUUCUGAUCCAUCUCUACGUCCCGAGAUAUUAUCAGCGGCAUGGUGAGAUCUCGGGCUCAUUCCAUGAGAGACUUGGAAGCCAAGAGUAGACGUGUUCUUUGAUGUUCACCCGUCACAAGUUCAAAGUGUUUUAUACUGCUCAAAUUGCCGGAAGAUAACCUGCUCUAAUGUUGUGUAUUGAAAGGAUAACUGUUUUAGAUUAUGGUAGAGGUUGAUCGACUGUGGCCUGUCAAUUAUUCAUUGUAAUUGAGUUUAUGUGCUCUUUAAUCUGGUAUUACAUGAGAUCGUCUUAGGUUUAUUCUGAUUU
Eucalyptus grandis is the source of this 2583-nucleotide messenger RNA. Its product is annotated as probable polyol transporter 4. Gene Ontology annotation, biological process: transmembrane transport. Gene Ontology annotation, cellular component: membrane. Bases 343 to 1920 code for a protein of 525 amino acids. Lineage: Eukaryota; Viridiplantae; Streptophyta; Magnoliopsida; Myrtales; Myrtaceae. The record is from RefSeq and is a predicted model, not a curated record. Gene Ontology annotation, molecular function: myo-inositol:proton symporter activity; carbohydrate transmembrane transporter activity. The transcript is spliced from 2 exons.